Molecule: messenger RNA, 2306 nt
Organism: Austrofundulus limnaeus
Lineage: Eukaryota; Metazoa; Chordata; Actinopteri; Cyprinodontiformes; Rivulidae
Product: E3 ubiquitin-protein ligase TRIM39
Exons: 17
Coding region: 57-2069 (670 amino acids)
Molecular function (GO): protein binding
Source: RefSeq, a predicted model, not a curated record
GGAGGACAGAACCAGGAAGUAGCUGAUUCUCCUGAGAGGUGAAGGAUCUGGCACGGAUGUUUUCAGCUAAAGCAAUCCUGGAUAAAACAAUCUGCUUGAAGGAGGAAAGAGACAAAGAAGAUAAGCCGUCAUGGAAGAAACUCACCAUGUCCAACAAAAGCCUCCAAACUUGCUUCUGCGGUUGGUCCAAAAUGACAACUUACCAGGGCCUGAGGACUCACCAGGGGAAGAUGGGAUGCACACCAAAGGGAAUGACUAUUCCUGARAGCGAACAAUUCCAUUACUUUCCAAAAAUUGCCAUUUUACCACCUCCAGGUCCACUCGAUCCUUUCAUUGACUUCUUCAAGACUGCUCUAAACUCCGAGAGUCAACACUUACUCUUCAAGAGUCACUGGGGAGAAUAUGAUGAAAAGAACAUUAUUCCAAUUCUGAGCACUUCAGAUAAARAGGAGAAACCCCUUGGUUCUUCUAAGCGCCUCACUCAAAUAGACCCUGCACCUCAACAAGCCCCAGGACUGGAAAUAUUCAAACCACUGGACCAAACUAACCAACAAGCUCUACAAAUGGACCGAAACUUGGACAAAAACCAGAGCGCUCCUGGUUCAAUCUUUGGUCCACAGAAUCUCGAUAUCAGACCACCGUCUAAGAUCUUUACCACUUUGAUGGUCCCUCCCAACACACAAACCUCAGUGUUUAAAGUUGAGCAGCAAGCUCUACAAAUGGAUGCAAAUUUGUCCAAAACCUCUAAAGCUCCUGAAUUUAGCUUUCAUAAACAGCAGGUGAAUUUGAUGCCCCAAUCCCAGAUCUUUACGAURAUUCCUCCAACCACAAAAACUCCAUUUGAAGACUCAAAGAAAACACUCUUUCAGACUCCACCUCGCUCACAUCAGAGCUCAUCAGGCUCGGAAAAAGCUYGCAGAACACUGGACUUUUCCACUCCACCUUUGAAGGUGGAACAACCACGGUGCACGCCAACAACCACAGUUCAGGAAACAGUGAUCCAACAAAACCAGAGGGACAAAGAAGCUGAAAGACUGCUGAAGGUAAUCCAAGACAGGAUGAGAGCAGAUUUACAGCUGAAGGUUCAGCUCACAGAAGAAAAGAUGGCUGAAGUCAGCUCGUCUGUAAAAACCUGCCAGGACAGUUUGGAUGCUGAGUGGAUGGAGAUUAACAACGUGUUCUUAGAGGUGAUCAGAGCCGUGGAGGACGCGCGGCAGAAAGCACUCGAUCCUGUGGAGAAAAGGAGACUGAAAGUGAAAAGARACGCACAAGAUCUGCUGCAACAGCUGCAAAAAGAAACUGAUAGACUCAAAAACUCACUCGAUGAGUUGGACAGAAACCCAGACCUGCAGGUUUCUCUUCUCUCGGGUCUGGAUGAGUCUACAGCUUGGAAAAGGUUCAACAUUGACACCUCAUUUUCUUUUGGCACUCUGAGAGCUACAACAGCUACCAUGUUGAAGGAGAUCCAACAGAAACUAGAAAACCUGACCUCCCUGGAGCUCAAGAGGAUCCCAGUGUUUGCAGAGGACGUAAAGCUGGACUCAGUCACAGCCCAUCAGUGCCUCAUUCUGUCUGAUGACAGGAAGAAAGUAAGGGACGGAGGAUUGGCGCCCAAACUCCGUGAUCAUCCAGAGAGGUUCGAUAUGUUCGGGAGCGUCCUCGGGAUAAACAUCAUAACUUCUGGAAAGUCUUACUGGGAGGUAGAGGUUGGCAAAAAAACGGGCUGGGACCUGGGUGUGGCGCGCCGCAAAGCAAAUCGCAAAGGGAUCCUGGCAGUGAACUCUGACAAUGGUUACUGGGUGAUGGUUCAUUAUGAAGACAAAAAGUAYGCAGCAAUGACCAUGCCACCCAUCAGCCUUCCUCUGAGGCAGAAACCACAGAAAGUUGGGGUUUUUGUCGACUACGAGGAUGGUCUYGUGUCCUUUUACGACAUGACUAAUCUGUCUCACAUUUUCUCCUUCACUGAGUGUUCAUUUAGAGAUGAGAUUGUCCCAUAUUUCAGUCCCCAUCUGAAACUAAAUGAUAAAAACAGUGAUCCUCUGGUUAUAUCUGCAGUGCAGAAGCAGUAAUGUACAUCAGCGGACAUUUGGUAAGUUAGGGUGGACAGAAUAUACUGUACCAUUUUCAAGUCAWGUAUAGUUUAUGUUCAUUUAUGCAUUUUGAGCCAUAAUUAUAUGUUUAAGAAAUUCUGUAAUUUUAAGUAAAAUAAUGAUUUAAUAAGGUUUUUUCUGACAGACUCGUUUUAACAGUUUGUAGAUGUAAGAAGAGUCUUUAGAUCUGAAAAUAAACUUUUAAUUGAGAACUCA